GGACUUGAGGCUGGGAAUAAUUUUAGAAGGACGUUGUCUUGACGCAUUGACAGAUAGCUCACUUCAGGUUUCGGCAUCAUGUCAACGAGGCUUGAAAAGCCUUCGAUGCGGUUCACGGUGCCGGACUGGCACACCGCUAACAUGACCAUGGUGGCUAGCGGAGAGCAGCAGCGAGGGAAGUCAAGACAGUGCCGCGAGGAGGCCCGCCAGAUGCAAAACGAAGCGGAGAAUACUAGUAAAUGGGACCAGCAGGAGAACACCACGCGCCUUGCACAAAGGGUGGGCGAUAUUGAAUAUUGGAAGAACACACUGGAGAAAUGUUUGAGCGACAUCGACAGCGAGAUAGCGUCGCUCUCUGAAGCCAAGCAUCACACAGAGAACGCCCUCGAGGCCAUGGCCGUGCCGCUAGACGUAGCACUUGAGUGCCUGACUUUGCGAGAGGGCAGAGAGGGCACGGACAUUGUCGCGGAUGGGGUGGAAGACCAGCUCAACACCGAAGUGCAAGUGAUUGCUCAGGCGAAGCAGCAGCUACAGCAGCGAUGCAGAGAAGGAUUUGAAAAGCUGAUACAGCUACAGGAAGCUCGUCAGCAGGUGGUGCUGGAUCUGCAGGAUAAGAGCGUGGCGUACAUCAUAGACACGCAGCAGCACACGCUUAACGAGAGUACACCCGGCAUCAGCCUCAAGCCUGACCCCGUGCGCGUGCCCAAGGGCUCGGUGGUGCCACCUAACUGGAAGAAUUUCAGCGAACAGAACUGCAUGAGAGCGGAGGCAUUGAUGAAGGCUUCUAGCAAGCUCAGAGAGGCGAUACAGAUCACGCUCAACAGGACGACGAUACGCCUCGCCUCGCAGCACUCUGCGACCAACUUCGCGUUCCGCAAGCGCACGCACGAGACGGAGCGCGCUCGAGACGAGCUGGCGUGGCAGCGCGGCGAGACGGAGGCGGAGAUCGAGCGCCUCGAGCGAGACGUCGACCGCCUCGACGAGUCGAUGCGAGACAAGCGCGCGCCGCUCAAGCUCGCGCCGUGACGGCGCCUCGUAGAACGCACGGCGAGACCCAACAUGGAACUGUGCCGGCGACACGUGCAGUACGGACUCACCGCGGAGGUGCUGAGCGUGGAAGCCACGAUCACUACGCUGCAGCGUAAGCUGUCCGACGCCAAGGACGUGCUGCACCGCCUGCAGAGCCACCUAUACUCGCUCACCGGCGACCUCGGACACAAGAACGCCGCUCUGCAGCUCGACCGGCAGUGCGUCGAGAUCAGGAAGCGGCUGGCGCCCCCUGCCCGCAGCGCGACCGACGCCAACCUGCUGCUGACGGGGCUGCAAGCGGCGGCGGAGGGGGCGGGGCCGCGCGGGACGACCCACUGCAACACGCGGGGGACGGGCAUAUACGACGCCAUGUUCAACAGCGCGAUGGGAACCAUGCGGGAGACGAUGGGAAGCGCGGGCGGAAUCGGCGGCGUAGGGGGCGCCACCAUGCUGCGCGACGCCGGCACGCUGAGCACGUUGCGCCCCCUGCCCGCCGCCGCUACCGUGCAGUCCGCGCUGCCCUCUGGUGGCGACGGGAGCACGCUGACGGGAGUGGUGGCCAACAAGGAGGAACGCACUGUGACCUUCGCUUAA
This is a messenger RNA of Priapulus caudatus, 1623 nucleotides long. RefSeq names its product tektin-2-like. Gene Ontology annotation, biological process: cilium movement involved in cell motility; cilium assembly. Gene Ontology annotation, cellular component: nucleus; microtubule cytoskeleton. Lineage: Eukaryota; Metazoa; Priapulida; Priapulimorpha; Priapulimorphida; Priapulidae. The record is from RefSeq and is a predicted model, not a curated record.